Messenger RNA from Rangifer tarandus platyrhynchus (Svalbard reindeer), 408 nucleotides. The record is from the annotation of a GenBank genome assembly. Lineage: Eukaryota; Metazoa; Chordata; Mammalia; Artiodactyla; Cervidae.
AUGGAGGCCCUCCCCAAGGCCCUGGAGGUCGAAGAGAAGUCUCCCGAGUCCAAGGACCUUUUGCCCAGCCAGACGGCCAGCUCCCUGUGCAUCAGCUCCAGAAGCGAGUCCGUCUGGACCGCCACCCCCCGGAGUAACUGGGAAAUCUACCGUAAACCCAUCAUUAUCAUGUCCGUGGGUGGUGCCAUCCUCCUGUUCGGUGUGGUCAUCACCUGCUUGGCCUAUACCCUGAACCUGGGCGAUAUGAGCCUCAAGGUCCUGAAGAUGGUGGGGCCUGCCUUCCUGUCUCUGGGACUCAUGAUGCUGGUGUGUGGGCUGGUCUGGGUGCCCAUUAUUAAGAAGAAACAGAAGCAGAGACAGAAGUCAGUGUUCUUCCAGAACCUCAAGUCCUUCUUCCUGAACCGUUGA